Hibiscus syriacus is the source of this 1312-nucleotide messenger RNA. RefSeq names its product UDP-N-acetylglucosamine transporter ROCK1-like. Gene Ontology annotation, molecular function: pyrimidine nucleotide-sugar transmembrane transporter activity. The record is from RefSeq and is a predicted model, not a curated record. Bases 153 to 1136 code for a protein of 327 amino acids. Gene Ontology annotation, biological process: pyrimidine nucleotide-sugar transmembrane transport. The transcript has 7 exons. Gene Ontology annotation, cellular component: Golgi membrane. NCBI's taxonomy places the organism in Eukaryota, Viridiplantae, Streptophyta, Magnoliopsida, Malvales, Malvaceae.
GAAACAAAAAAAAGGAAAAAGGUAGAGCCAUUCUCCGAUCUCAUCUCAGUAAUUCGGCAGCAAGACCAUUGGAUUAGCAAGGCGAGGACCGACCUUUGCGACGCUGAACGAGAAAAAUCUCCCGUUGAGAUUCUUCCUGAAGGACGCCACUAAUGGCGGCAACGAAGCCCGAAGCUUCUGCUCCGAUUCCAGGCCAAAUGAGUCCACACAUUUGGUUUUACUCCUUUGUGCUCAUUAUUCAAUACGGCAUGCAGCCUCUCAUCUCCAAACGCCUCACCAGUCGGGAAGUAAUUGUAACUUCAUCAGUCUUGACAUGUGAGAUAGCCAAGGUUGUAUUUGCUGUUAUUCUCAUGGCGAAAGAAGGCAGUUUAAUGAAACUGGUGAAAGAAUGGACUUUGAUGGGUUCACUCGCUGCAUCCGGUUUUCCUGCCACGAUUUAUGCACUUCAAAACAUUUUGUUGCAGAUAUCUUAUAGGAAUCUCGAUUCACUUACUUUAUCGAUGCUGAACCAGACAAAAAUAAUUUUCACUGCCUUAUUUACAUUUAUCAUACUAAGGCAGAGGCAGUCAAUUCAACAAAUUGGGGCUCUGUUUUUGUUGAUCAUGGCAGCUGUUCUUCUAAGCAUCGGUGAAGGUUCUAGCAAAGCUCCUAGCAGUGCUGAUCCCGAGCAAAUUCUAUUUUACGGAAUUAUCCCUGUUUUAGUUGCUUCUGUACUUUCCGGUCUGGCUUCUGCAUUAUGUCAAUGGGCUUCUCAGGUCAAGAAGCACUCAGCAUACUUGAUGACCGUAGAAAUGUCUUUUGUUGGAAGCUUGUGCUUACUGGCUAGUACCUCCAAGUCUCCAGAUGGAGAAGCUAUUAGACGUAAUGGGUUUUUUCAUGGUUGGACUCCACUAACUUUGAUUCCGAUUGUAACCAAUGCUCUUGGUGGGAUUCUUGUUGGCCUUAUCACCAGCCUUGCAGGUGGUGUGACGAAGGGGUUUGUCGUCGUUUCAGCACUUCUUGUAACGGCGAUGCUGCAGUUCCUUUUCGAAGGAAAACCACCGACGACGUAUAGUCUCCUGGCUCUUCCACUUGUUAUCAGUAGCGUUUCGAUAUACCAGAAAUAUCCAUACCGACUCAAAAAUAAGGGAGCCUAAUAACACCUGCAAGCAGGUAAGGAGAUUUCUCAGAGUGGCCCCCAUCAUUAUAGUUUCCAUUCGUUUUUCUCAUGUUUUAAUGAAAGGGUUGACAGUCAUUUUAAGAUGCGUGCAAAUGAAGAAUACAUAUUAUAUGUGCUUAGAAUUGUGAAUAUAAAGAAGCAAGGCUUUGGUGU